AUGAUUACCGAUAAAGAGAGGGAAGAUAUCCUUAAAUUUGUUGAAACGGAGGCCACAGAGGGAGAAAUUCUUGAUGAUACUACAGUUAAAAAGUUGGUUCUUAACUUUGAGAAAAAAGCACUUAAAAAUAGGGAAAUGAGGAUAAAAUUUCCAGAUCAACCAGAGAAAUUUAUGGAUAGUGAAAUUGAUUUACAUGAAGCUUUGCAGGACCUUAGUGCUGUUGCAACAGUACCAGAUCAAUACCCAUUACUAGUGGAACUAAAGUGCAUUAAUUCACUUUUGGAAUUGUUAUCACAUGACAACACUGACAUUUCUACUAAGGUUGUCCAUCUUUUACAGGAAUUUACCGAUGUGGACAUUCUUCAUGAAAGUGAAGAAGGAGCAGAAGAGCUGAUCAAGGCUUUGGCAGAAGCUGAUGCUCCAGCUCUAUUGUUGCACAAUCUAGCUCGUCUUGAUGAGCAAGUACCAGAUGAGCGUGAUGCUGUACAUAACACAUUAGGUGUAAUAGAGAAUAUUACUGAGUUUAGACCAGAACUAUGUCAUGAGGUUGCAAAACAAGGGUUUAUACAAUGGAUACUCAAAAGAUUAAGGUUAAAAGUACCAUUUGAUGGAAACAAAUUGUACGCAACAGAAAUUUUAUCAAUACUGCUUCAAAACACACCUGAAAAUAGGAAAUUGUUGGGCGAGUUGGAUGGUAUUGAUGUAUUAUUGCAACAGUUGGCGUUUUAUAAAAGACAUGACCCUAGUGGGGCAGAAGAACAAGAAGCUAUGGAAAAUAUGUUUGAUACAUUAUGUUGUGCUCUUAUGGAGCCUGCUAACAGAGAUCGUUUCUUACGUGGAGAGGGUUUGCAACUCAUGAAUCUAAUGUUAAGGGAAAAGAAAAUGUCGCGAAAUGGAUCAUUAAAAGUGCUUGACCAUGCUCUGGCAGGUCCUGAUGGAAAAGAUAACUGCAAUAAGUUUGUAGAUAUAUUGGGUCUAAGAACUGUGUUUCCACUUUUCAUGAAAACUCCAAAGAGGAAAAGACUGUUAACAGUAGAUCAGCAUGAAGAACAUGUUGUUUCUAUAAUAGCUUCAAUGUUACGGAAUUGUCAAGGAAGCCAAAGGCAACGUCUUUUGGCAAAGUUUACUGAGAAUGAUCUCGAAAAAGUUGACAGGCUAUUAGAAUUACAUUUUAAAUAUAUGGACAAAGUUGAUAGAACAGAAAAAGAAAUGGAGCAAGAUACUGAAGAGAUUGAUGACGACGCCCAAUAUUUGAAAAGACUGUCUGGCGGCCUCUUCACGUUGCAACUAAUUGAUAGAAUAAUUUUGGAGGUAUGUACCGCAGGACCUCCAACAAUAAAGCAGCGUGUACAACGCGUUUUGUCUUUACGCGGCGGCUCCUUGAAGAUUAUACGACACGUUAUGAGAGAGUACGCUGGUAACCUUGGUGAUGCCGGAAGUGAGGAGUGGCGCCAGCAAGAACAACAACAUAUAUUACAAUUGGUGGAUAAGUUU
Iphiclides podalirius (scarce swallowtail) is the source of this 1494-nucleotide messenger RNA. The record is from the annotation of a GenBank genome assembly. Lineage: Eukaryota; Metazoa; Arthropoda; Insecta; Lepidoptera; Papilionidae.